Molecule: messenger RNA, 4982 nt
Organism: Pipra filicauda (Wire-tailed manakin)
Lineage: Eukaryota; Metazoa; Chordata; Aves; Passeriformes; Pipridae
Gene: XPNPEP3
Product: X-prolyl aminopeptidase 3
Exons: 10
Coding region: 358-1647 (429 amino acids)
Cellular component (GO): mitochondrion
Molecular function (GO): metalloaminopeptidase activity; manganese ion binding
Source: RefSeq, a predicted model, not a curated record
GCCCUGCCCCGGGGCCUGCGCCCGCACCCGCUCCCGGGGCUCCGCUGGCGACACCUAGUUAUCACUGCUCAAAGCCCCGCUUUCGCCCCUCGGUCCGCUGUCGGUGCUGCCUUCAAAACGUUGCUCUGUUUAAUGCCCGCCGUGUCCUCUCGUCUCGUUGCGAGCUGCCCUGUUUGACUGCUGUUUUGCAAGUCAUGUGCUCUUCGAAGAUUUUCCAUCCAGCCUGCCCAGCAAAAGAAGAUUCCAAACCGGUAUUUGGGCCAGCCCAGCCCUUUCACACACCCACAUCUGCUCAAACCAGGAGAGGUAACCCCAGGAUUGUCACAGGUGGAAUAUGCUCUUCGCCGGCACAAACUGAUGGUGUUGAUCCAGAAGGAAGCCCAUGGCUGGGAUGGAUUGGACCACACAGUGAUUCUGCUAUCUAACCCCACGUAUUACAUGAGCAAUGACAUUCCCUACAUUUUCCACCAGGACACUAACUUCCUGUACCUCUGUGGGUUUCAGGAGCCUGACAGCAUCCUGGUGCUGCAGAGCGUUCCUGGCAAAGCGCUGCCAUCCCACAAAUCCAUACUUUUUGUGCCCCGGAGAGAUCCAAAGCGAGAGUUAUGGGACGGGCCCAGAUCAGGCCCAGAUGGGGCCAUUGCUCUCACAGGAGUAGAUGAAGCUUAUACCAUCGAUGAGUUCAGGCACUUGGUGGCCAAGCUGAAAGGUGAGUCAAACGUUGUUUGGUAUGACUUGACAAAACCAGUGCAUACAGAGCUGCACUCUGACUACAUGCAGCCACUGGCUGAGAUGAAAGCUCGGAGCAAAAACCGCAUCCAAGGCAUCCGACAUUUAGUGCAAAACCUUCGACUGAUCAAAUCCCCGGCAGAGAUUGAAAGGAUGAAGAUAGCUGGACGGGUGACAGCAGAGGCUUUCACAGAGACAAUGUUUGCCAGCAAAUCCCCAGUGGAUGAAGCCUUUCUAUAUGCAAAGUUUGAGUUCGAGUGCCGGGCUCGUGGUGCUGACAUCUUGGCAUACCCCCCUGUUGUUGCAGGUGGCAACAGAUCAAACACUUUGCACUAUGUGAAGAACAAUCAGCUCAUCAAGGAUGGUGAACUGGUCUUGCUAGAUGGUGGAUGUGAAUUGUCCUGCUAUGUGAGUGACAUCACACGGACCUGGCCUGUCAAUGGAAGGUUCACCAAACCCCAAGCAGAACUAUACCAGGCUGUCCUGGAUAUCCAGAAGUCCUGCUUGAGCCUCUGCUCUCCAGGCAUGAGUCUGGAAAAUAUUUACAGCCUCAUGCUGAGCCUUAUUGGACAGAAACUGAAAGAGUUGGGUGUCCUAGAGAGCAGCAUCACUGACAGCCAUUUCUUCAAGGCUGUCCGAAAGUACUGCCCACAUCAUGUGGGCCAUUACUUGGGCAUGGAUGUUCACGAUACCCCAGAUAUAUCCCGGUCACUCCCGUUCCAGCCAGGCAUGGUGAUAACCAUUGAACCAGGCAUUUAUAUCCCUGAGGAUGACAUGAGUGCUCCAGAGAGGUUUCGUGGCAUUGGUGUGCGCAUUGAGGACGAUGUUGUGAUAACAGAGGAGGCACCUCUUGUCUUGUCUGCUGACUGUCCCAAGGAGAUCUACCACAUCGAGCAGAUCUGUGGCCGCAGCUCAUGAUGCCCCUUCUCUGCCUCUUUCAUCCUCCUCAGGAUAUGCAGCCCUCCAGGGAUGCAGGUCCCUGUAACUGGCUGUAGUUGUCAAGUGAUGGAGGGCAUUGACAGUUGAUGGCUGUUUCCAGGACUGGGGCGGGACAGUGGAGUGUAAAAGGCAUGGGUACUGAGGGAUGAAAAAGCAAAGCAACCUUUUCUGUAUGCAUUUUUCUUCUGAUUUGUGCUGAUGUUGAGCUGUUAUAGGACAUGGGGGUGGAUUCAUCCCUCUGCUGUGUGGAUCCAUGUGUUCUGGUCCUGCUGGGGGUUUGAAUUUUUUCAGUGCCAGCAGCAGGGCUUCUGCUUGGUCCCUCUCCAGAUGCAUAGGUACAAUUGCUGAGACCAGGGCCCCGUUUUUUCCCAUUCAGCAGUAGUUCACAACAGUCAGAUUCUAAAAAUAAAGCUUUGAUAAAUGCUGUUUUGGGAUAAUAAAGUGUCAGACAGAUUUGAUUUUUAUAGAGCCGUGUAAGGAGGGGGUUUGGUAAUCAGGAAGAUGGGUUUGGUGGAGAGGUGGUUUUCUCUGAAGCCUGUGGAGAAUGCUUUUGGUAUUUUAAGGAUAAGAAUGUGUUUGGGCCUUGUUCGGGCAUAUGCAAAAGAGGCCUGCAGUAGGGAAAAACACCUUGUCUGGUCUUUCAGCUUAUUGGAGUGUUUGAUAAUUUCAGAAAGGCUGAAUGCUCAGGCAUUUGGACAUACCCGUUCUUACUGUCUUCCACAUUCCCUUCUUUCUGUCCCAAAGGUCCAUUCCUUUCUUCUAUUCUGAGUCCCUGUCUACCCUAGGAAGCAGGGCUGUGUUGGCUGUGCUGGACUCCACUGGUGAGCUGCUGGCUGUCACCUAGAUGUGAGGUGUCCAGUUCUGGGACAGUCACAGCACCUUUCUGGUUUAUGCUUACUGUAUGCUGAAAGUGCCAGCAGCUUCAGCAGUGUGUUUUUGAAGAGUAUGUCCUAUGGUGUCAAGUCUUUACACAGCUUUUAUGUGGAAUUUAAUGGAAUUUAAAGUAAUUCUCCUUUUCAGAACUCUGAGGGCAUGAUCACAAUUGCCUUUUGGGUUUUGCCAAGUGCUCUGUGAUAAUACUUUUGAGGCAGCUGCUAAUAUGAUUAGGGGCUGGGCUAGAUAAGGAGUAAAGAGGAGAGUUGUCUACCCUCAAUAUCAUCACCCAGUAUUACCACCCAGGCUAUUGUUUGCCUCUAGUAAAUACAUCUACUAGAGGCAAACACGGCAUCUGUGUAUUUACUGAAAAUAUUUUGACAAUCAACUAUUUAACAUGUCUGAAAAAUGCUUCUCAUCAGUGCAUCUCCUGUUAUUUAUGCUUGCUGCUGCAUCAUCUUACUUCCUUUCUGAUGGUAGCUUUCAGUGCUUUUCAUCUGUUAUUCUAAAUUUCCUUUUUCUCUUCUUUUCCUAGAUUGUCUGUUUUUGACCCCCUAGAGUGUCACUGCUUCCUAAUCCAUUUUACUUUCUUAUCAACGUUGCUACCUCUUCCCCAGUUUGCCCUAAUUCCCCAUAGUGAAUGUAGCCAGAAGCAUGUGGGGAAGGUGGUCAGGGUUCUGGAGUUUGAUCUCUGGCUCUGAUGCUGUGUGAUCUCUAGUGAAAUCUGUGUGCUGUUUUGGGGUUUGUUGUUGGUUUUUUUCGUUCUUUCCUGUGUUUCAUUUCACUUGGUGAAGGCCAAAUGGACAGUGUCUUGCAUCUCUCAUUGCAAUUUGAUGGGAGCUGGAUGCCCACACGGGUUUGAAUUUUGGCACCUGAAAGGCAGCCAAGACAUGCCAUAAUUGUAUUUUCUAAACAUGACAAAAAGAAAUGCUUUUACGGGGUUUAGUGUAUCAAGUUUCACCUAGUUAAGAGGAUCUGCUAAUCUCUGAUGGUAGCAUUUGCUAAAUAUUCAGGUGUUGCAGUGAUAGGUACAGUGUAAAUUGUUAGAAGGAAGGCUUGCUAAGUGUGGACACAGACCUGAUGAAUACUUUUGAUGAAUACUUUCUGAUCUGUAACAUAUUUGUUGUUCCAAUUACACCUGUUAGAGCCAUAUCAACUGGGCCAAAUAGUGGGGAUUUUGGAACUAUGUAAACAGCUUAAAAUAAAUUAAUCUGAGAGCUACAUGUGUGUGCUGGUCUGCACAUCUGCCCAUAUACCUAACAGAGUUAAUAAUUGUACUUACUGUAAAUAAGCCUUUUAAGUACAUAUUUGAAAAGGUUAUUUUUAAAAUAAAUUUGUAGAGAGUCAUUUCUCAGACCAUCAAGUUGCAUGGCUGUUGAAUAGAUAUAAGCACCUCCAGAAAAAGCAUUAUUUUUCAGGGAGAUUUAUAAAUUACCUGUAUCUUGUCUUGGACUUGAAAUAACAUUGCCAAAUGUAGGCACACACAGAUUCCUACUCCUCUCAGGAAAACCCUGCAACUUGUGAACACCAGUAGAUGAAUGCUGUAGAUGAAUGUUUCUGUCAGUAAAGAAGCGUUUGUGGCUCUGCUGAGCGGGGAGUAAUGGAUCUGCUAUGGCUGCUGUGCCUCACUGUGCUGUGACUGAUUUAGGCCAUGCAUAUUCUGUAAUUCUUCCUUUGGUAUCAUGGUCUGUAAUUCUUCCACUGUGUUCAGCUGUUUCUUCAGCAUAAACCUCUGCUGUUCUGAAUCUAUUGUUCCACGUAAAGAGUGCAUUUUGCACAAGGUAAUAAAUCUACAUCCUAUGAGCCUAAGUUUUUGAAGGCCUUUUCUUACUUGUUGCAGAGAUGAAUAAUCUGGGACUUACACACAUGCUGCAGUGUCCCUUGAAAACAACAAAGCCUUCAACAUUUUAGAUGACCUUCAUCAAGAAACUCUAAAGAACCCCUUCUCUAGCUGCAGACAAGGCACAUACCUGUGGUGUAUCUCCCCUGUUGCUGAUUCCAUUCUGCCAGACUUACUGUCUGCCUCUGCCACAGAAGAGAUUCCUCAGUCCAACCACUUGGGUGCAGGAGCAGCUCUCAGUGGCGGCACAAGUCGACAGCUGCCUGAAGAGGGUGUUGGUGGGAUCACUGGGAGCGAAAGAGAAAUUGAGGUCUGCACAAGUUCACUUGGGGACAGAUUUUGUUUCAACUACGGCACAAGUCUUAAGGGCAUCAGAGUAUGAGAGAAAAUGAGAGCCAGCCAUCCCUAUGGAGAAGCUGCUUUGCUUCCAGAGGAAGCCUGAGAGACUUCUGGCUUUCCUGUUUCACCACUUACCAGGGGACUGCUUUGCCCUGCAGAGAACUGGUGAAGUCCUGUUGUUAAAAUACAAUCUGAGCAGAGGUACCAAUUCGCAGAUAUGCUUCUGUCCUAAGAGUGGAAAUAAAUUUGGCAUUUAACACAA